Ilex paraguariensis (yerba mate) is the source of this 1877-nucleotide messenger RNA. Lineage: Eukaryota; Viridiplantae; Streptophyta; Magnoliopsida; Aquifoliales; Aquifoliaceae. The record is from the annotation of a GenBank genome assembly.
AUGAUGGGAUUUGAGAGCCAAAGCUACGAAGAAGCCCAUCUCUAUGCAUCCAGAGAAGAAAUGGAAUCCCUAGUCCUCACCGACUCAUCCAACGGUUCAAAAUCGUUCUCAGAUCCCCUAUCCUCAUCUCUACGGUUCGCCGAAUUAUCCACCGACGAUAAUCCUCCACUCUCCUCGCCAUCGUCACUCAUACGCCCCGAAACACCCAGCCAAAACCCUAGCUUCUCCUCCUCCUCCUCCGUUUUCAAUUCUAUCCUCGAGCCACCUUCCUAUGCCGACGCCGUCUUCAAAUCCUUCGAUAACGACCACAUCACCAAAAUUAACGGCCACGAUAGCUCGGAAACCUCUCCACGGUCGUCAUCUUCAUCGCCGUCAUCGGAAUAUAUAAAAAUUUCGGUCUCCGAUCCGCAAAGAGAACAGGAGCUAGCAAAUUCGCUUGUUCCAGGUGGAAGUACUUACAUUACUUAUUUAAUUACUACGCGGACUAGUUUUCCUGAAUUUAACGGAUCUGAAUUUAGUGUUCGGAGACGAUUCAAAGAAGUUGUGAUCUUAUCGGACCGUUUAUCGGAAUCGUAUAGAGGAUAUUUUAUUCCGAUGAGGCCUGAUAAAAAUGUAGUGGAGUCUCAAGUGAUGCAGAAAAAUGAAUUUGUGGAGCAGAGGAGAGUGCAAUUGGAGAAAUAUUUGAGGAGACUCUGUGCUCAUCCGGUGAUUAGGAGGAGUGAUGAGUUGAGAGUGUUCUUGACUGUUCAGGGUAAUUUGCCGUUGGCUCGGAGUACGGAUGUGGCUUCGAGGAUGUUGGAUGGAGCGGUGAAGUUGCCGAGGCAGUUGUUGGGAGGAGAGAGCGUGGCGGUGGUGGACAUGAAUGAGGUGCUGCAGCCGGCAAAAGGAGGGAGGGAUUUGCUGAGGAUAUUCAAGGAGUUGAAGCAGUCGGUGACGAAUGAUUGGGGCGGAACAAAGCCGCCGGUGGUGGAGGAAGAUAAGGAGUUUUUGGAGAGGAAAGAGAAGUUGUUGGAGUUUGAGCAGCAUCUCAGCAAUGUGUCUCAGCAGGCUGAAUCACUUGUCAAAGCGCAGCAAGAUAUUGGAGAGACACUGGGGCAAUUGGGUUUGUCUUUUGUCAAACUAACCAAGUUUGAGACAGAGGAAGCGGUCCACAACUCUCAGAGAGUGAGGGCUGCAGACAUGAAAAACAUGGCAACUGCUGCUGUGAAAGCAAGCAGAUUGUUUCGGGAGUUAAAUGCACAAACAGUCAAACAUUUGGAUAAGCUCCAUGAGUAUCUUGGGAUUAUGUUGGCUGUUAACAAUGCUUUUUCAGACCGAACAAGUGCUCUGUUGACUGUACAGACUAUUUCUUCCGAACUUUCUUCCUUGAAUUCAAAGCUUGAAAAGCUUGAAACUACUCCCUCUAAAAUAUUUGGAGGAGACAGGUCUAGAAUUCGAAAGAUAGAAGAGUUGAAAGAGACUGUGAGAGUUACUGAAGAUGCUAAAAGUUGUGCAGGUCGAGAAUAUGAACGGAUCAAGGUGACAUCUUUAGUCUUGGUAUUUAAUAGAUUGCUGGAAAAUGUGGCCAUCUAGUGUACUACGUCUUUCCUUUUGAAUGUUCAUUUAGUUGAUCAAUAGCAACAUUCCAUAUAAAAUUUUAGUUUCUCAGAUGGGUGAUGGUCUGCAAUUUAUGGCAUGAGCCAAGAGUUGAUAUUGAUCAAUUGUUCUUGCAUAUGUUUCUUAAACUUAAGAAAAGCUUAUUGAUUGAAAGGGAAAAAUGUUUCUUUCUGACAUGGACAAACAAAAAAAGCAUGAAAGAUUACCUAUAAUACAUGCGACUUAGCAAGUAUGGAAACACCACCCAAAUUGGACUAGUAUACUAUAAUAUUGAACCAUUU